Messenger RNA from Octopus bimaculoides (California two-spot octopus), 312 nucleotides. RefSeq lists its product as uncharacterized. The record is from RefSeq and is a predicted model, not a curated record. NCBI's taxonomy places the organism in Eukaryota, Metazoa, Mollusca, Cephalopoda, Octopoda, Octopodidae.
AUGCAUUUGUCCCAGGUCUGCUUCUUGAAAGCUGAUCCGGAGUUAGAAAACAACAACAACAGCGGUAACGACUACAGCAGUAACAACUACGUUAACAACAACAACAGCAACAGCAGCAGCAGUAACAAUAACUCCAAUAUCAACAGCGGCACCAGUAGCACCUUAACGGUCUUGAACCAACAAGAAAGCUUUUUUAUGUUUGAUUUGAGAGAAAUACUAGCGAAAUCUCUUUCAGAUAAUCACACUGUAGCGUCUGAGAAAAGAAAACAAAAGGCACUCAAUGAUGUAGUCCCGGACAUACAGAAAAAAUGA